CACGGAUCGGCGUCAAGGACCCUUUCCUUUCAUCGACCCGCUUCCGUCCGGGGCAGCGAGGGGGACACCGGCUUCUGACAUGUCUCCGUCCACCAGCACGCGCGUUUAUUUGUAAAAGAAGUGAGCAGGACAUCGUGUGAGCGAUGAGGCCGCCGGUGGAAGUCUGCGUUUGGCUCCUCUCCCUGUUGGCUCCUGGAGUUCUGUACGCCAUGAACAACGUGCCCGCGCUUCAGGAACCUCUUCCUAUCCUUGGAAUGGGAAUGGUCGUCCUGGGAUUUGUUCUAAUCAUCAUCCUCAUCUCUGUGCCGAGCAAAAUGAAAGUGGACCCCUUGUUCUAUGUCUUUGCAGCGUUUUCCUUCACCUGCAUGGUGGGCCUGACUAACGCUUUAGAGCAGGACGGGUUCAUCUCCGGCUUCAUGGGUUUCUACAUAAAGUCGGGCGAGCCUCACCUGGGCUCCGCCUACGCUGUGAUGACGUCUUACUGGGAAGGCGUCAUUCACUUGGUCCUCUUCCUCACCAUCAUCCACCGCAUGUUCAAAGGGACGUCCUAUCGUAGCCUGGGGCUGCUGUGGGCCGGCUCAUCCGUCGCCCAUCAGGUGGUUCACAUCCCAGGAGUGGUCGUUGGUAAAUACGGGUCUAACAUCCGACCUGCCUUUUGGAGGAACGUCCCCUUCUUUUUGGUGACUUUCUGGGCGGCUUGUCAGCUCUUUAGCCGACCCAGAGAGAUUCCCGUCAUCCCCGCAGACAAGAUUGCAGCGGAGCAGAAGAAAGGUCUGCUGUCCCGACCCGUUGACCUGCUUCUAUCUGCGCUGCUUCUUGCAGCAAUGGCCUUCUCCGUUUUCAGAGGCCUUGUGGUGCUGGACUGCCCUCUGGAUGCCUGUUUCACAUACAUCUACCAGUAUGAGCCCUACCUCAAAGACCCGGUUGGCUUUCCAAGGGUUAUGAUGCUGGUCUACUCGUUCUAUGCGCUGCCGCUACUCACCGUCUUCACCUGUGGUCUGAAAACGCCAGGAUGCACCUGGAUGUUGGACUGGACCAUCUUCUUUGCCGGGGCCAUGGCUCAGACCCAGUGGUGCCACAUCGGAGCCUCGCUGCACUCCCGCACUCCCUUCACCUACCGAGUCCCAGCGGACAAAUGGUGGCCGGUCAUCAGCCUGAAUGUGCUGCUGGCCGUCGUGCCGGUUCUGCUGGCCCUGCGCUGCCACAUCAGUCCCGCUUAUUUUAUGAAACCUGUUCCCGAGGGACAGACCGACAAGGACAAGAAGAAGAACUAGACCACACACACACACACACACACACAGUCACACACACCAGCUCUGGACUGAUGAGGGAGGCGUCGCCCUGAGACGCGGCUCGUGAUUUCUGCGGACGCUCUUUCGCACACAAACUAAAAUAAAUGCAUUUUUCAACCAAACACCCAAAGGAAAUCCCCAAACAUUUCUUUUCUGAGUCACCUGUCGACACUAAGUUACCUGCUGCAGCAGCAGCAGCAGCAGCAGCAGCAGCACUCCCUACAUGAACUAUUGGACUCUGAUAAGAAGGCUGUCGAUGGAGUUUGGGACUGACAUCAGCUUUCAGGUGACUCAUGCAGAUAUCCAGUUUCUUUUUCCAAACUAAGACUCUUAAACAGGAUUACACCGUUUGGCCACACAACUGUAAAGUAACCGUCAUGGUUAUACAUCCUUCUAUCUACACAACAACUUGAAGUUUAUUUUUACUCUUCUAAAAUGGUGAGUUAGCUUCGUUCCAAUACUGAGUAGCUUUUUGAAGGAAGAAGCUCCGCUCAGUGCUUAAAGGCUGAAUAACUAACACAAGCUUUUUGAUAAUAAAUCAAUCAGGGGGAGAAUUAGAAGAAGAAAAUACUCCAACUGUUGGCUUUUUUUAUACUGUCUAAGAUAUUUGUUGAUUCAAUUACCAAAGACCAACAUGAGAUCUUCACGUUGUUUGUUUUGACCGACCAACAUUUUAAAAACCCAACGAUAUUCUAUUUACAAUUCCAUGAAAUGGAGAAGAACGGCAAAUCCUCAAACUUAAUAGAUUAUCAAAAUGUCUUUUGUCCAUUAGAUUCAUCAAUCAGUUCUAGAUGUUUCUGCAUCAGUCUUGUUGUUUUUUUAUGUUCUGUGUGCCACAUUCUUUUGUAGAAUAAAUAAAAAUUGGGAGUGUU
Messenger RNA from Gasterosteus aculeatus aculeatus (three-spined stickleback), 2164 nucleotides. Its product is annotated as transmembrane 6 superfamily member 2. Gene Ontology annotation, cellular component: endoplasmic reticulum membrane; endoplasmic reticulum-Golgi intermediate compartment membrane. The record is from RefSeq and is a predicted model, not a curated record. Lineage: Eukaryota; Metazoa; Chordata; Actinopteri; Perciformes; Gasterosteidae. Gene Ontology annotation, biological process: regulation of lipid metabolic process; lipid homeostasis.